This is a messenger RNA of Rhododendron vialii, 1870 nucleotides long. RefSeq lists its product as uncharacterized. Lineage: Eukaryota; Viridiplantae; Streptophyta; Magnoliopsida; Ericales; Ericaceae. The record is from RefSeq and is a predicted model, not a curated record. The coding region runs from base 1179 to 1730 and encodes 183 amino acids. The transcript is spliced from 2 exons.
AGAUUUGUACGAUAUCAGAAGAUUUUGCAAUGUGAGAUUCAGGGAAUAAUAUAAACCCCACUGCAAAUUUGAAGAUCCAAGCUACAUGGUGAGAAGCUUCGUGGAAAUGAUCCAAGCUACCUCGUUCAAGACCUCUCUUAUCAGGGAAGCUGCCAUUGAAAAACACAAUUGGAUGUCAAAACAGACGAAAGAAGAAAGCAUUUAAAGCUAGCAGUUGUCCAUGUCAAAAGAAUUGCAAGUGCAUCUUUGGCUAUAUCCAUGCAUCACUAUAUAUGGUUGAAACCUCAAGCUACAACAAAAUUUCAGUACCUUUUAGUACAAAUAAGAACCAAACCCCUACAAUUAUUAGUACUGUCAUAACCUAUCUAAACUAAUAUAAGAUUAUAUUAUGCCAAGUAAUAUUGCCAAGAUAUUGAAGUUGAUGAAACUAAUAAAUUACUCAGUACAUAAUAAAUCAAAAGACCAUAAACGUAAAGUAUCAAAGAGGCAAAAAAGGUAAAAGCAAAAAGAAAAACUUGAGAGAACACUUUGAGUUUCUUCAAAAGGGGAAGCUUAAAAGCCUUUUUCCUGCAAUCACAACCAACAUGCUAGUUCCAAUAAAACACCAACAAUUGUCAUGUUGCAUGCAAGCGGCAAGCGGCAAUCGGUUCCUUGUGGCAAUUUCUGACAAGCGGCAUGGAGAAUAACUAAUCAUGAUGGCCGAUGGUACUCUCUCCAUGGCUGAAAGUCUGGGUCUCAAGGCCAAAGACUCAAAUGAACUUCGUCGAAAGCAUAAUCUCCUGGAUCCACAGGAAAAUUCCCAAAUACAGUUUCCUCAAUUGGAAAACCCUAGAAGCCCUAUCCUGUUCGAGAUUGACAAUCCGAACAUGCUUAUCUCAAAUGAAUCCGAUCUUCGAUUCAUUAGUGGAGGUACAUAUCCCACAUCACCGUCAACUUCAACAUCAACUGGGUUUGGGUCCCACAGCCCUAAAUCAUCAAAAAACCCUAGCCCUUCUCAGAAGCUUCAGCAAGUGUUCAUGGUGGAAAGCUUGAAACUGGAAGCAGAGGAGCGACUUCAUCACCUGCACGGCAGUUCAUACCAGUUUGAGCGACAGAUUGAAAAGGUAUAAAAUUUCGGCUCUAAUCCUAAAAUACUACUCAAUGCUCAUGGAAAACCUUAUGUGGAAGGGGAUCCAAAUAUGGGAUAUCCACUAGAGGACACUAAACCUAGGAAUACCCCCUCCCAUUUUGCUCAAAAAAUUGUUGCUGACUGCUUAGUCCCCAAACUGGGGCUGGAUUCCAAGUCCCCCUCUCAUAAAACUCCACUAAGUGCACAUCUUGCUCAGCCACAGUUUGCACCUACUCUACAACACCAAUUCAAUUCUAACAUCCAUACCAAGCCUUCUCCAGCUCACCAACCCAAUCCCAAACCCAUUACUGGACAAAGCAAGCCUAAACCUAAAAAUUGGGCUUCUCUCCUGCAAUCCCAAAGUCCAUCAUUGGAUAUGAAACUUGAGCAUUUCCUUGACCUACAGAAAGGUAAGGAAGCUCUAGUUGAAAUAGAUGUGGAAUUGACUAAGGUAGGAAAAUGGAAUUGUUAUCUGCUAGGUCAUUUAUUGGAUGGAAAGAUGGCUUAUCCCCUCCUUGUCUCCACAGCUAGAAAUCAAUUGAAAGACCUAUUCGUGGCUGUCAAACCAGAUGUUUCUGGAUUUUACUUAUUCGAAUUCAAAGAUGAGCAAGCUAAGCAAUAGAUCUUAGAAGGGGAUCCCUAUUUCUUUUCCCAAAAAUACUUGGUUCUUAAGGACUGGCAUAGAAUGAUGAAACCACUCCAAAACCAACCUACCAAAAUCCCUGCAUGGGAGAAAUUUCAUGACCUGCCUCUUAAAUUGUG